UGCAGAAAAGUAAUUAAGAAAAACAUUUUUAAAAUGUUAUGUAAAGAUUCAGUUUAUUUUAGUUUAAUAAUAGCAGUUGCAUGCUAAACCAUCUUGAAUGUUGCCAAACAAAGCAAAAAUCUUUUCAUUAUUUUACUAGUGUAAUUAACCAGCAUAUUAUAGCCAGAAGUACCCAUGAAGAAUGGAGAACUGUGUAUACUUCAAGUAGUUGCAGUGCUAUAAGUUGCAAAUAAGUUCUAUAGCUGUUAGGCAUUCUUUAUUUAAUCAGCUUAAUGCAGCCAUGAAAAAAAUCAAGUCAUAAAUGGAGAUUUCCUGGACUGUUAUUCUUCUAAUCAAGAUAUAUGCUUGGAGUAAUAACUCAUAGGCUGUAUUUGCAUGAUAGUUACUUCUGAUUAAAGAACUGUACAGAGCAAACCAUAGUUAAAGUCUGCAUAACAUAUUAAACACAACUCAUUAGGUUAAUCUGGGAUUCAAUGCAUUUGUAAACCCAGCCUUAAACUGAGGAUGAAGUAGAAAUUGCAUGAAAGGUGAGGUUUUAUGUUGCCAUGAAACAGAUAAAAUUAUGAUCCAGACUUUAAGUCAGGGGUGUCAAACUUGCAAUGUCACGUGAUGUGUAGCGACGUAUCGUGACUUUUUCCCCAUUGUCAGCAAUGGGGUGGGCACGGUUUCAGCAUGACGCAUCCGACCUGUGUGCCAGCAGUUUGACACCCCUGCUUUAAGUGAUGCUUGUUUUUAAUUUUGUCAAUGUAUAAAAUUUUGAUUUUUUUUUCUUUAAAAGAUCUGUAUUUAUAAGAAAUGCUUUAUCCACACAUUAGCCAAGUAUGAUCACUUUAUGAUCCAGUAUGUCACACAAUUUUUAAAUGUUGGGUUGAAUAAACUGUUUAAAUUAUGGGUUAGUAUAUUUUGCUUGUGUAACUUAAGCAUUCCUAUUUCAAGCAUGUUUUAUAAAUGAAAUAUCAUAGGUGGAUACUUCUGGAUGGUAGAAAUAACUUUUGUGCACAUAAAAUGUUUUGCUUAUGUUUAGCUGGCAUGAAGUUUGCCUAUGUUUAUGGUUUAGUUUAUGGCAGUGGCUGUGCUUUUACAAUGUGCUUAUCCUUUAUUAAUUUACUCACGAUAAACUUGAUAAUCUGAAUUUAGACAACACAAACUAAACUAUCACAUUGGCUGGAUUUACACAGUGUGCUGCAUUAUAAUUUGGCCAAUCAGAACUAGUGGUUAAGAUACCAGACUAUAAACUGGUAGACUGAAUUCUUAGUCCUGCUUUAAGUAUUGAAAACCAGCUGGGAGACCUUAGACCAAUCAAAUUUAACCUAACUUGUUGCAUGUAUCCAGAGAAAUUGCAUUAAGUAAAUAUUGUUAAAUUAACCUUGGCUUAUGUUGUGCAAGGAAAGCUACUGUUUUGCUGUCCAUUCACUGUUUAAUGGUGUAUGGUUUUUCCUCUGCAAAAUUAUGCAGGUCAGCCAUAGCCAUUAGCUGAAAUAUAAUCAUUUGUUUUUGCUACAUGUACCAGUUUCAGUGUGACAUCUGGAUCACUUGCUCUAAUCUAGAUAAAGCCCAGACUGGUUAGUUAGUGCAAAAUCAGCCCGAUCCCAAUUACUGCAGCGGCAGGCUCCCUUUGAAGUUAGCAAAGGACCGGUGAUUCGAAGAAAGCUGAUUGGCUCCCGGCAACAGGUGCAGAGCGCUGAUUGUUUGGGAGCCACUACCUGCCAGAGGGGUGAGGAAUGCAAGCCGAGAGUGUCGCAGUCUAAUAGAGGCUGGGAGGGAUGUGACGCUCUGCCAACGCAGGUCUUCGUCGAACAUAGGAGAUUUCCCUUCCUCUUCCACCUCCGUUCCGUGGAGAAUGGAACAAACCCGGAACUCUGGCCUGAGAACUAUUCAGGCGGCGAAAGCGUUGCUCACCUCUUCAUAGUAGCAGCUGCGCGUGUCCCUGUUGCGCCUGAAGCGCGGAGAAGAAGCCCAAUGGAGCUCACGGAGGUCGACUUGGGCGACAACAGGGAGGCCGCUGAAGUAGAAACAGGCAGAUGUGUUCGGAGCAGAGUAAGCAGCAAUGCAGACAGCUUGGUGGAGGACGAAGAGGCGGAGCUCGGCCGGAGUAGAAGGGCCAGCCGCGCCUCCUCUCUGGUGAGUGACCUGCUAACCGAGCUCUACAGCGUGGCGCGCCUCCGCCACCGCGACAGCGUAGACAGGUCCACGGAGGCGUCCGCCGGCUCCGACGCUUUCCCCGGGGGGAGAGGCAGCAGCGCUGAAUCCCGCGUCCUGCAGGAGCUGCAGCGGAACUCUGGUCAGCGGCACCAGAGGAAGUACCUGGCUCAGAAAGAUAUUAGUGAAUUGACAACAGUAAUAUGGGAGUUGAAUUACAGAAUUUGUGUUCAGUCAGCAAAACUGCUUCGCCUUCUGAAACAAAAGGACAGACUUCUACAUAAAGUCCAAAGGAACUGUGAUAUUGUAACAGCCUGUUUACAGGCCAUUUCCCCCAAACGACGAGUGGACACAAAGUUGAAGUUUACACUUGAGCCAUCAUUAGGUCAGAAUGGUUUUCAGCAGUGGCAUGAUGCUCUCAAAGCAGUGGCUAGGCUGUCAACAGGAAUUCCAAAGGAGUGGAGAAGAAAGGUUUGGCUCACCUUGGCAGAUCACUAUUUAAAGAGUAUAGCAAUUGACUGGGAUAAAACUAUGCGUUUCACUUUCAAUGACCAAAGUAAUCCUGAUGAUGAUUCCAUGGGAAUACAGAUUGUGAAGGAUCUUCAUCGAACUGGGUGCAGUUCUUAUUGUGGCCAAGAGGCAGAACAAGACAGAGUGGUAUUGAAAAGAGUGUUGUUGGCUUAUGCCAGGUGGAAUAAAUCUGUAGGAUAUUGUCAAGGUUUUAACAUCCUUGCUGCUCUCAUCCUGGAAGUAGUAGAAGGCAAUGAGGGAGAUGCGUUAAAAAUAAUGAUUUACUUAAUCGAUAAAGUACUGCCUGAUAGCUAUUUUGUCAAUAAUCUGAAAGCACUGUCUGUUGACAUGGCAGUGUUCCGAGAUCUUCUGAGAAUGAAACUUCCCAAGUUGUCCCAGCAUUUGGAUACUCUCCAAAGAGCUGCCAACAAGGAAAGUGGAGGUGGGUAUGAACCCCCACUUACAAAUGUCUUCACUAUGCAGUGGUUCCUGACCCUGUUUGCUACAUGCCUUCCUAACCAUACAGUUUUAAAAAUUUGGGAUUCUGUAUUCUUUGAGGGGUCAGAAAUUAUACUGAGAGUAGCACUGGCUAUUUGGGCAAAACUGGAAGAGCAGAUCAAUUCUUGUGAAACUGCAGAUGACUUCUAUGGCACCAUGGGAAAAUUAACGCAGGAGAUGCUGGAAGAUAAACUUGUUGAUAGCAAUGAACUCAUGCAGAUGGUUUAUUCUAUGGCCCAGUUCCCCUUCCCUCAGCUAUCUGAAUUAAGAGAGAAAUAUACAUAUAACAUUACACCAUUUCCUGCUACGGUAAAAUCAACUGCAAGCCGACUUGGAAAAAUAAAAGACAGUGAUGAAGAGAAUGAAAUAGGUGAUGAAGACUCUAUAGCAAAUGUUAUUGGAUGUCUUGGAUCAUUUAGUGGAUUUUUGGCUCCAGAACUACAGAACUAUCAAAAGCAUUUCAAAGACUAUAAUCAAGAGGAGAGUUCAGGCUUGAGUAACAUUGCAGAAUUAAGUCCUGGUGCAAUAAAUGCUUGCCGAAAUGAAUAUCAUGCAGCUUUUAACAGUAUGAUGAUGGAACGUAUGACCACUGACAUCAAUGCAUUGAAAAGACAGUAUUCUCGUAUAAAAAGGAAGCAGCAACAGCAGGUUCAUCAUGUGUACAUCACAGCAGGGUAUGAAGAUGAUGACCUUGGGAUAGUUUUAGAUCCCAGGGACCAGCUGAAUAAUGAUAAAGGUCCAGUUACCAAUCUUAUGCCUUCUCAGGUAAAUCAUUCUUCAGUAAUCAACCAUCUUCUGCUGGGGAAGAAGAUCAAACAAACCAGCAAGUCUGCCAAAAACAAUGUUCCAAGCCACACUGGGGGAAAGAUGUUACCAGGUCCGCAUGAAGAUAUUAAAGCAAAACUAAAUUCUCCAUGGCACACUCACAUGAGGAUACACCGAAAGAACAUAGAGCGAGCCAAAGGCCAUCUGGGCUACGGAGAUACAAUAGGACUAAUAGAGAAGCACAGUGAACGUGGGAAAGCCAGUAGUAUUAAUACAAAAGAAGAAACUGCAAAUAAAUCUAAAACUGUGGAAGGUGAUGGGAACCUUUCAACAGAUGGACAAUCUCCUAAACCAACUUAUAAAAAUAUCAAUUCCAAUGCCAACGUAUCAGUGGUCCAGCAGAAGUUGGAAACCUUGGAACUUACACAGAAUAGUAGAGAUGGUACUGAAGACAAAACACACGGUUAUGAAUUGCCAAGUUUAGCCAAUGACAGUGGAAUAGUGACAAAAUCCUGCAUGCCUAGGCCACAAGUCUUUUGUCCUUUCCCUAGUGUCAAGCCACUCAGAAAAUCAGCUGCAGCCAGAAAUCUAGGAUUAUAUGGCCCAAAUGAAAGAACCCCAACUGUACACUUUCCACAAAUGAGUAGGAGCUUUAAUAAGCCUACAAGUGGUAACAGUGGGUCUUAAAAAACGAUGAUAUGUAAAACAACUGGCACUUUAUUAUAAUUGUUACAGUUACCAUUAUUGUAGGUUUUAUUAUGCUUUAUACUUCCAAAGGGAUUUCUAAUUAAUUUAAUUCUUUCAUUGGAAAUAAUGAAGAUAAAUAAUAUAUGUAUAUAUUAUACAAAAAUAAUUGGGUUUUUUUUUUAAAUGUAGUGGCAAAUUCUUUUUCACAUUAAAAAUUGUCUUGCAGCUUCAGAAAUGUUUGCCAUUUUAUAGAUAAUAGCCAUAGGAAAGAACUCUAGAAAGUUUAAUUCUAAGCUGUUUGGUCAAGAAUUCUCAAAUACUUGAAGGUCAAUUUUUAACUUUUAUCACAAUCCAAAAAUGUUAUCAAGACUUCCAGUGGCUUACUAACAGACAUCCUUAGCAACUUAGAAGAAAAGUGUUGUUCUUGCUUGUCAUCUGUAUUCUAACACCUAAUAUAUUUAAGCAUUUUCAUUUUCAGUUUUCUACUACUGCUAUUUUUUAUAUAAUUUUAUCAGGCUAAGAGAGAUAUUAACACAUUGUAGUGUAAGUUUUUCCACUUAGCCUCAUAAUUGUCCCAGCGUUACUCAGGAAUUUAAAAGAAUCAAAGAAACUCCUGAGCUGAGGUUUCAGCAAGCAAACAACUUUUAUUUUGAUCAAAAACUAGUUGGGUGACCCCAUCCCUCUUCAUGGCUGGUAGAGGGAUGGAGGCAACAACCAUGAAAGAUGUCUUCCAUCUUUUAUACCUUUUCAGAACAAAAGAUCAGGUCUUUGUACCAGACGUAAGAUAGCACACACACAAAAAAAAUGAUGAUGACUCAUACACGGCAACCCAGUCUCCAUCCGUAACUCCUUUUCCCCUUCCUCUUACUGAGUUCUUUUCAUGUGAGCAGUCUCCUGUAUAUAGAGCAUGAGACAUUAGCUUUUAUGUAAAUAAUUUUCCUACAAAGGCACCUACAAAGCUGCUUGCAAAUAAACAAAGUUAUAUAUAAAAUGAUUACAAAAUAUCACUACUAAUAUCAAGCCUUAAGCAUAAUAAAAUCCCUUCAAUCCUCCCUUUUUAAUAUAAAAGCUGAAUAGGGUUAGGGACUCCUGAAGAGGGAAGCAUAGUCAGAAGGUAAAGGUCUUAAAAUCAUUGCUUUAGCUGGUUUAUCGUUAUAGAUAGGAGUGGCAGCAAAAGUUAGUCCGGAUAUAGUGGAUCUAACAAUUCUUUGAAUAAGCGGAAUAAGGCAUGGUAAACACAACAACCCUCUUAAGGCCAAAACCACAAUGAACAAUAUCCUUUUCCAAUUAUCAAACAUUCCCGAAAACUAACUUCCAACAUCCAGUGCUUCUGUCUAUGUCUGGACAGGGACAUGAGCCAACAUUCGCAUUCUGUCAGUGAUUUCUGUGACAUAUUCCUUAUAUGUAAUGUCGGACUGGGGUCUAAUAAUGCAAUUUAGGGUCACAAUGAUGAAAUAGAGUGCCCAUUUGGUUGGGCGGUCCUUUACUUUCCAAGUCAAAUUAAAAUGAGAAGUGAUGUUCUCUAAUUGAAUCUGUCAAGCUUCACAUUUAAAAAUGAAACAAUACUUUGGGGGCAGAUCAAUAAAAAAAAAUAUUUGAUACUGA
Molecule: messenger RNA, 6204 nt
Organism: Crotalus tigris (Tiger rattlesnake)
Lineage: Eukaryota; Metazoa; Chordata; Lepidosauria; Squamata; Viperidae
Gene: TBC1D30
Product: TBC1 domain family member 30
Exons: 14
Coding region: 1960-4599 (879 amino acids)
Cellular component (GO): endoplasmic reticulum
Source: RefSeq, a predicted model, not a curated record